CGCACUCGCCAUUCCAUUGGCCGGCCCUGGCAGGCUUAUCAUUCCAUCUGGUGCUGCUCCUGCUCCAUCGCGCCCCUGCUUUCCAUUCGUCUACCUCCGCCAGCUGACAUAGUUCCUAGCAUACUGUGUUUAGAAACACGCAGCACGGAAACAGCGACGAAACGGGCAGCGCUGGUAGACGCGUUCGGCGGAAUCUGCGCCGUCUAUCUGCUUUCUAAAGCCGUGGAAAGAUUGGGAGCGGCUUGUUGUGCGUUUGAAAGCGGACACCGCCGGCGCUGAGGUCCCUGUUCCAGCGGAGGGAUACGGCGUGGCGCUGACAAUGUGGAAGGCUGUUAAAAUGUCUCCUCGCAGGGUGACAUGGUUUCAAUUGUAGCAGCAAAAAGGGAGGCUUGAGACUUGAAGAGUUCGGGGUGCAAGUAGGAUAUAACAGUUUAACGAAGCGGGCUGCUUAACCAACAAGAAAAAACAAGGACAAAAGCAAGCUCUGGCCGGCUCCAGCCACGGCUUGUAAAGCACGGGGGGGAAGCGCUUCAAGUUUUCUGUUUUUUUGCACUCGAAUCUUUUUUUACUGUUGGAUGCGCGGAUUCUCUAAAGGGUGGUUAGUGGCUGAGACAUAAGUGUGGCAUGAACCAACAGCAGCAGCAGCAGAGAAUGGCUGCAGUGGGAACAGACAAGGAACUGAGUGACCUCCUGGAUUUCAGUGCGAUGUUUGCUCCUCCUGUCGCUAAUGGAAAGAACAGGCCAACCACCCUCGCAAGCAGCCAGUUUGGAGGAUCAGGUUUGGAUGAACGGUCCGGGUCAGGAUCCUGGGGACCAGGAGAACAGAACAGCCCCUCUUUCCAUCAGGGGAGGGGUUAUGGAGAAGGCUCUCAUUACAACGAACACGAAGGACUUGCUUCCUCGCCCUUCCUCGGCUCGGGUUUAGUUGGUAAAACAUAUUCACCAUUUGGAAGAGAAGGUGGAAUGUCUGGAAUUAGCCAGGCUGGCUUCCUUUCCAGUGAGAUGGCGAUGCCCAGCCCAGAUGCCCUGUCUCCCUCUGGCAUGAAGGCAGGCUCUCAGUACUACUCCUCAUACCCCAGCAACCCACGUCGACGGCCGGCUGACAACAACAUAGAUGGACAGCCUAAAAAGAUCCGAAAGGUCCCUCCCGGCCUGCCUUCUUCAGUUUAUGCUUCAACCUCUGGGGAAGACUAUAACCGGGAACCAGCCAGCUACCCCCCAAUGAAGGCUGGCCCUGGCUACCCCGGGUCCUUUUACAUGCAAGACCCGUGGAACUCCUCUGGAGAGAUUGGCCAGGCUGGAUACGCCGCUGUGCUGGGGAACUCCGCUCACCUCUCCCAGCCAAGUGGCUUCACCAGCCUUCACCCGCAGGACAGGAUGAAGCGUCACUCUCUCGCGUUGUCUCCUCAGAACUACCCUCUGCACGGCAGCGAGGUGAACGGCAGCCUGCCGCCCGGCUUCCACUCAGGGUCAGCUGGCUACGGAGUGUCCAAUCACACGCCUCCGCUCAACGGGGCGGAGCCUAUCAUGGGUAGGCACAUUUCAAAGGGAGCAGUACUGCCCAGUCCAAGUCUGCCUGUGCCUGCUGCAAAAUAAAGGAGAAGGGAACGU
Molecule: messenger RNA, 1611 nt
Organism: Polyodon spathula (Mississippi paddlefish)
Lineage: Eukaryota; Metazoa; Chordata; Actinopteri; Acipenseriformes; Polyodontidae
Product: transcription factor E2-alpha-like
Exons: 11
Coding region: 625-1596 (323 amino acids)
Biological process (GO): regulation of transcription by RNA polymerase II
Cellular component (GO): transcription regulator complex
Molecular function (GO): RNA polymerase II cis-regulatory region sequence-specific DNA binding; DNA-binding transcription factor activity, RNA polymerase II-specific
Source: RefSeq, a predicted model, not a curated record